Arthroderma uncinatum is the source of this 1215-nucleotide messenger RNA. RefSeq names its product U3 snoRNP protein. Gene Ontology annotation, biological process: maturation of SSU-rRNA from tricistronic rRNA transcript (SSU-rRNA, 5.8S rRNA, LSU-rRNA). Gene Ontology annotation, cellular component: small-subunit processome; Pwp2p-containing subcomplex of 90S preribosome. The record is from RefSeq and is a predicted model, not a curated record. The transcript has 2 exons. Gene Ontology annotation, molecular function: protein binding; snoRNA binding. NCBI's taxonomy places the organism in Eukaryota, Fungi, Ascomycota, Eurotiomycetes, Onygenales, Arthrodermataceae. Bases 1 to 1215 code for a protein of 404 amino acids.
AUGGCGGCUGCAAGUGACAAGGCUCGCUUCUAUCUGGAGCAGCUGGUCCCCGAACUGCGCGAGUAUGAGAAGAAGAAAAUAUUCUCCAAGAGCGAGAUAAGCUCUAUAACGAAGAAGCGAUCCGACUUUGAGCAUAGGAUAAAUUCACGCGGGCCGUCGCCGUCAGACUAUGCCCGGUAUGCCGAGUACGAAAUGAACCUGGAUACGCUGCGCAAGAAGAGGAUCAAGAGACUCGGUAUCAAAGCACCUAUGCACGCUGGCCAACGGCGAGUAUUCUUCAUCCUCGACCGUGCUACGAGGAAGUUUCAUGGAGAUGUCAGUCUAUGGCAGCAAUACAUCGAAUACGCACGCAAGCAAAAGGCCCACAAGAAGCUGGCUCAAAUUUUUACAAACGCCCUGCGCCUACACCCGAGAGAGGUCGAUUUGUGGAUAUACGCUGCUCAGCAUGUUCUACAGGAUCAUGGAGAUAUAACGCAGGCCCGAGGCUAUAUGCAGCGCGGCUUACGGUUCUGCAAGAAUUCGCAGGCAUUGUGGCUUCAAUAUGCAAAGUUGGAAAUGAUAUAUAUAGCGCGGAUAUCUGCACGACAACGGAUUCUUGGAUUGGACAAGGCAGAAGAGCAGCAGCAGCAACAGCCGGCUAUCGACGAGAGCAAGGAUGAGCCCGACGCAGAUGUGAUGAUGCUGCCGCGGUUGACGGAAGAGGAUAUAAAUCCGACACUUGAUGGCGAUGCGCCGGAUAAAGCAUCGUUGGAAACGCUCAAUGCGACGCCCGCGUUGUCCGGUGCUAUCCCCAUUGCCGUCUAUGACGCGGCGAUGAACCAGUUCGAAAACGACCCGAGUCUCGCCUACGACUUCUAUCAUAUGCUCGUCGAGUUUGAAGGGUGCCCGUGUCUGCAGCGUGUGCUGAGCCAUGUCGUCGAUUCUCUAAUCACAAAUCACCCGGCAGACGCCAAAGCACAGGAGUGUUAUAUCAAAUACCCGGUUGCGGACUUGAGUCCCUCCUCGCCGGAGUUCCCUCGGGCGUUCUAUACAUCUCUUAGUCGAGUGAAGGAGUACGUGACUGAGGAGAACCCCGUUCUAGUACAACUCGCACCACGGGUUAUCGGUUGGCUGCAGGGUCUGAUGGAGACUGAGAACCUCGAUCCAGCGCUGCAAAAGGUGAUACAGGCGACGUUGAAAAGUGCGAAUCGGCGGGUGGAGGGUUGCAGGACGUAA